GAAGUGGUUCUGUAUUGUUUGGAAAACAAGGUGUGUGAUGUGAAUCAUCGUGACAACGCGGGUUACUGUGCCCUGCACGAGGCCUGUGCCAGAGGCUGGCUGAGCAUCGUGCGGCAUCUCCUGGAGUACGGGGCUGACGUCAACUGCAGCGCUCAGGAUGGAACCAGACCAAUCCAUGACGCGGUCGAAAACGAUCACUUGGAAAUUGUCCGCCUGUUACUGUCUUAUGGUGCUGAUCCAACGCUUGCGACCUACUCUGGAAGGACCAUCGUGAAAAUGACCCACAGUGAGCUCAUGGAGACUUUCCUCACAGAAUAUUUAACUGACCUGCAAGGUCGGAGUGUUGAUGACCCUGGUUUGUACUGGGAUUUCUAUGGCAGCUCUGUGUGCGAUCCAAAAGAUGAAUCUGGAUUUGACAUCUUGGCAAAUCCUCCUGGACCAGGUGAUGAAGACGAAGAUGGCUUCAGUGAUGUAUUUGAAUUUGAAUUUUCGGAUGAGCCCCCCUUGCCGUGUUACAACAUUCAAGUGUGUCUCUCUCAGGGACCACGAAACUGGCUUUUGCUCUCAGACGUGGUGAAGAGGCUAAAAAUGUCAUCUCGCAUCUUCCGCUGCAACUUCCCCAAUCUGGAAGUUGUCACCAUCACGGAGGCAGAGUUUUACAAACAGACUUCCCUCAGCCAGUUGUUCUCUUGCGCUACAGAACUUGAAGCUUUUAAUCCAGAGAGCAAAGAGCUGUUGGACUUGGUAGAGUUUACAAGUGAACUCAAGACUUUGCUCGGCUCCUCGCUUCACUGGUUGCAUCCGCACGAGGACCCUCCCUUUGACAUCCUCUGGUGAACCAUCAGGCCAUUUAAUGUACAGUGCUCUAUACAGUUACUUCUUUAUGUAUAUGUGUUCAAAUGCAAUUGUUUCUGUAAAGAAAGGACACUAUUAAAUAUGAAAAUAUCUUUCCUUUAUAUAAGAGAUCUGAAUUCCAGUUGGAUGGAUUUUGGAAGAAUUUUUUUUUUAACUUCAAUCAGUUUUUACAAAAUUGUUAUAUAAUGUUUCUUUAAAUGCACACAGGCUUUGGGAUAAGUUUGUUAUUACUCGGAACACAUUUUUUUUUUAAAGAAUACACCCACACAUUGACUUUGUUUCAUACAAAGCACUGAUUACACAGAACAUACUUUUUCUAGGUGAUGUGAUCAAAGUCGUGUGGCUUGUUUGGGAGAUAGAAUUCGGUAAGGCACUUGGUGAUAUUAUUUUUGUUUUUUUGUUUACAGAAUUACCUGCUUUGGCCAGGUAAGCACUAUUGAAUAUAAUUCAAUAGUUUGUAAUAUAAAUUAAACCAUAUCCAUACACAUCAACUAAUUGUAAGAACUUUUAUAUCCUAAUUUAAAAGCUGUGAAAUUUAGUUUUCACACAUCAAACCGGAUUGUUUAUAUAUGUUUAAACAUUUUAUGCUCUUUAUUUAAAGAAGACUUUGAACUAUUUUUUCUGUACCUUGUAAAAUAUUGAAAAACUAACAUAUGUUGAAGUUGCUUGAAACUGUACAUAAACUAAAUUUUCUGAAUUGUGUGUUUAUGUUUGAGAUCUGUGUUUUAACUUUGUAAGUAAAUCUCCUGCCUUUGUAUUUAUAUUUUACAAAAAUUUUCUUAAAAGGCAAUAAAACUGUUGAGAAAUGAAGA
Phaethon lepturus (White-tailed tropicbird) is the source of this 1667-nucleotide messenger RNA. RefSeq names its product BCL-6 corepressor-like. Gene Ontology annotation, biological process: negative regulation of transcription by RNA polymerase II. The annotation marks the transcript as partial. The record is from RefSeq and is a predicted model, not a curated record. The transcript has 5 exons. Gene Ontology annotation, molecular function: transcription corepressor activity; protein binding. Gene Ontology annotation, cellular component: nucleus. Lineage: Eukaryota; Metazoa; Chordata; Aves; Phaethontiformes; Phaethontidae.